UCCAGCUCUUUUAAAAGGGAUAAAUUUUUUUGUAUAAUUUCUAGCAGACGGUUCUCGAAAUAAAUUAAAUAAGUAGAAAUGAGUCGAAUAAUAAACACAUGCAUUUUAGCAUCUUGUGAAAAUAUACAUUCCAUCUUAAAUUAUAGAGCUUUAAAACACUAUUCAAUUGCGAACAUUAUGAUUUUGUAUUACAAUAAGCUUAUGAGCUUUUUGUAAAUAGAUAUUAUUACACGGAGCUGGUAAUUUAGCGUACGUCUUUUCAUGCCGAUUUGAAUUUCGAUUGUAGUAAUUUCGAUAGAUUGCGCGGGAAGUAUAACAAGUUCCAUUGCAGUUUAAAACACGAUAAUGAUCUUUUGUCGUCUCUGUUGCACGUUCCUUAUAGGUUAGUUCUGAGGUUUUGCAUUACUCUCGUAACUAAUAAUCGUAUAGAAUUUAAGGUCGUGAUGUGAAAUAUAUAUAUCUAUUGUUCAGCUUUGUAUAAGGAGUAUAUUAAAGUUGAUGUGGAUAUAAAACUUUUCAAAAUCGUUACUAUAUGUAUUGGAUCAUAAACGCGUGUUUGGACUGAAGUAGAAGAAAUUUCAUACAUAGAAAAUUAAGAAUUUAGAAAUAUGAAGCCAACGCACUCAAGAGAAGACGUGAAAAAUACAAUAUUAGCAUUGUUAUUGAGUCGCAAAGGGGGAUGUACCUUGAGGCAAUUAAAUAUUGAUUAUGAGGAAGCAGAAAAUGAACAGAUACCAUGGAAAGAAUUUGGUUAUUCCUCUUUGUUAGGAUACAUCUAUUCCAUGUCAGAUGUUGUCCAAAUAGAUAAAAAUAAUAUAUUAAGAGGCAUCCCUACUGAAAAGUCCAAACAUAUUAGUAAGUUUGUAACUGAACAAAAAAGUCAACCUCCAAAGGGAAGAUCGUACAGAAGUCGGUAUUAUGCUAGUGCUAUUGUUUAUACCAGAACUCUGAUACCACCACAGGCAUUAGAAGAGAUAAUUGAUCUCAUUUAUAAGUAUCCAGAUGGCGUAAAGAAACAAUAUGUUUUUGAACAGUUACAGUUGUAUACACCAAAACUAAACAUAACAAUGAAGGACAUGGAAGAGCAGUUUAACAAGUUCCGUUCUAGAAUUCGCCAAGACUCUAAUAUGGUUUAUCCAGUUAAAGGUGUUCAGAAGUGUGAUUAUUCAACACAAAUUACAAAUAAUACUGCUCCUUCCAAAUCUGUUGUUAUUACUGCAGCUGGAUACGAAGACCAUAUUCAAAAUUAUGACGAUACUGAUAUUUUCGAGUUUGUUCCUGCUUCAAAUCUACGUAAUUCUAGUCAUUUAACAUCAAAUGCUGAAUCUACCUCUAGUUUCAUUAAGAGAACUAUAUCUAAGUCUCCAGACAAAUGUAAGAAAGCUACAACAGAAACAGAAGCACCAUCUGGUAUAUAUAAUGUAUAUAUGGACGCCAAUGGGUCUGUACAGGUAGAAGUUAAUGAUAGAAAGAAGGAUGAGGAAGAGCCUGUACUUGAUAACGAUAAUCAGAUUAUUAUAAAUGAAAGACUUAAAUAUCGUUUGAAGAAACUUGCUGAGAAAUAUCCUGAUGGUAUUUGGUGUGCUGACUUGCCAGCCAAGUAUAUGGAAGAGUAUGGCUAUCAGUUGCAGUACACAGAACUUGGUUUUACUAGCGUUAGAGAAUUCAUAUCAUACUUAUCAGAUAUUUUUUACGCCAUUCAGUUACAAGGUACAGGAGAUUUUAAACUAUACUCUGCUAAAAAAGAUAUGUCUGCCUUUAGAAUAAAGGAGAUGAAGAGUCACGAUUCGGAGGAUGAAGAAGCUGUGCCAUCGAAACUGACACUCAGUACCUCAGAAGCGAUCGUGCCAGAAGAAGUAAUGGGUAUUGGGGAUCGCAUCAAUUAUAUAAAGCCUAAAAACAUUGUAUUAGGAGGAACUAAGUUCUUAGAAGUUUUUGUAGUUGAAGUUUUCACGCCCACAUUUUUUUGGGUACAGCUUCGUAAAAAGAUAAAUAAAUUUAAAGAAAUGAUGACCAAUUUAGACAAUUUUUAUACUCAGAAUUUUGCGAAAUAUUUGAUUCCACCAAUUGUAUUAGAGAAAGGUUUAAAUUGUGCUUGUAAAUACAAUGGCAAGUGGCACAGGGCUAUCGUUGAACACGUCACAUCGGAUUUUUCAAUUACAGUAAUGUUUUAUGACUACGGUACACUAAAAAUAUGUUCCCGGAAUGAAGUCUAUUAUUUGCAUAAAAAGUUUUCCGAUUUACCAGCACAAGCAAUUCCCUGCGGUUUAGUUAAUGUAAUGCCACGAAAAGGAACCAAGUGGUCUCGCGUAGUUACCCAUAAAUUUGCAUUAAGAACGAAUAACAUCCCUUUAGUAGCUACAAUUGCGUCAGUUAGUCCGGAGGUAAGAGAUUCGUUUAAAUUUACAUACGUAUUUUAAAUUAUAUUU
Ceratina calcarata is the source of this 2429-nucleotide messenger RNA. RefSeq names its product tudor domain-containing protein 5. The transcript is spliced from 5 exons. The record is from RefSeq and is a predicted model, not a curated record. Bases 609 to 2420 code for a protein of 603 amino acids. NCBI's taxonomy places the organism in Eukaryota, Metazoa, Arthropoda, Insecta, Hymenoptera, Apidae.